Camponotus floridanus (Florida carpenter ant) is the source of this 1689-nucleotide messenger RNA. It is a transcript of the gene Mettl14, whose product is annotated as N6-adenosine-methyltransferase non-catalytic subunit. Lineage: Eukaryota; Metazoa; Arthropoda; Insecta; Hymenoptera; Formicidae. Bases 323 to 1495 code for a protein of 390 amino acids. The transcript has 6 exons. Gene Ontology annotation, cellular component: RNA N6-methyladenosine methyltransferase complex; nucleus. The record is from RefSeq and is a predicted model, not a curated record. Gene Ontology annotation, molecular function: mRNA binding.
UUCGGACGAUUUUACUACAAUCAGCUGAUAUAUGUCGCUAUCCGAUAAGAGGUUAAAUAGUGCAUCACGAACAUCGACAAUUUCUCAAAGUUUUUAUGAAAACUGAAAUGGAAUAUUGAACAAAAAGAAACAAGGAGAAGAAAGCGUGCUAUUAUGUUUUAAAAAACAAUAAAAUAUAAAAGGAAUAUAUCAAAGAUGAGGUUUUUCUCUGGUUAAGCAAAACUGCACUCUGUAUAUGUAUUAAUGUAAUUCUGUGCAAGACGAAUCAGAAUCUACCGGAUAUUUUUACAUUUAUGAUGUAUCACAAAUAAGAAUGUAAACGAUGCUGCAAGCUCGUUGGGAACGUUCUCAGAAACGCAAGAAACUCUUGGCCCAAACGCUUGGAGUUUCCAGCGUGGACGAAUUGCGACAAAUUUUGGGAACAGAUGUGGAGGAUACACAAAAAAAGAGAGGCAGAUUGUCCAAUGACAAAUCUGAUAGUGCAAUCAAAGAUUUGAAAGAUGACGCUGCUCCAACGGAUGAGAUUGUGUAUAAAGAUUCUUCGACAUUCUUAAAGGGAACACAAUCGUCAAAUCCACACAAUGAUUACUGUCAGCACUUUAUUGACACUGGCCAGCGGCCACAAAACUUUAUCAGGGAUGUAGGUCUGGCGGAUAGAUUCGAGGAAUAUCCGAAGCUGCGUGAACUAAUCAAAUUGAAAGACGAUUUAAUCGCGGAAACCGCGACUCCACCAAUGUAUCUAAAAACAGACCUGCUGUCGUAUAACUUGAAAGAGCUUAAUUGUAAAUUUGAUGUCAUUCUUAUAGAGCCACCUCUGGAAGAAUAUCAGAGAACAUGCGGCGCGACCAAUGUGCAGCUUUGGAAUUGGGACCAAAUAAUGGAGCUUGAUAUUGGUGAGGUGGCCGCCAACCGAAGCUUCGUGUUUCUGUGGUGUGGUAGUAGCGAUGGUUUGGACAUGGGACGAUUUUGUCUGCGCAAAUGGGGUUUUCGGCGUUGCGAGGAUAUUUGCUGGAUUCGUACAAACAUUAAUAAUCCGGGACACAGUAAAAAUCUGGACAGUAAAGCGGUGCUGCAGAGGACAAAGGAACACUGCCUUAUGGGUAUUAAGGGUACAGUACGACGCUCCACUGACGGUGACUUUAUCCACGCAAAUGUCGACAUCGAUCUCAUCAUAUCAGAGGAGCCCGAUUAUGGAUCUAUCGAGAAACCUGUAGAGAUCUUUCAUAUCAUCGAACAUUUCUGUCUCGGCCGAAGAAGGUUACACCUUUUCGGUCGCGAUAGUACCAUCAGACCCGGUUGGCUUACCGUCGGUCCAGAACUAACGAACACGAACUUCAAUGCGGAUCUUUAUCAGAGUUACUUCGCCAAUGGACAGAUCACUACGGGUUGUACCGAAAGAAUAGAGGCGCUCAGACCAAAAUCGCCACCGCCGAAGGGAAAAGUAUCCGGCCGAGGUAGAGGAGGCUUUAAUCGUGGUAGAGGUAGAGGAAGAUAAAUUAAUAAUUUUAGAAUUCUGCGUUAGAUUUCUUUCGAACAUUAUUAUAAUAGAUAGAAAAAAAUAUAAAGAAUGAUUACGAAGACAUGUGUGACGAAGACAUGUCUCUUGUAAAAUAUUCUCCAAAUAUCUUAGUCUAACAAAUUUUUAGAAUCAAUCUCUAUUCAUGACAGAGAACUCAAAAUAAUUUUUUA